Molecule: messenger RNA, 5050 nt
Organism: Parasteatoda tepidariorum (common house spider)
Lineage: Eukaryota; Metazoa; Arthropoda; Arachnida; Araneae; Theridiidae
Source: RefSeq, a predicted model, not a curated record
AGGAAGCCUUUACUUUAAUUUCAAUAUAAAAUGAUACUCAUCGAUUCGAAGCUGGAUUGUCUUCAAGCCGCCGCUGGGGAUAGAUCCCGAGCUCUUCAAAAUAGUUCAAACUUAUCCCAUUGUGCAAUCGCAGUUCAUUGAUUAGAAUAAUUAAGUAUAAAGUCGUUAAAUCAGUAACAUGUUGGUGGAAAAUUAGCACAUAGGGAAAAUACUAGCGACUAAUAUUUUUUUAUUAAAACUAAAGAAAGAUAUACAUAUUAUUGAUUUUUCAUUUCAAAUUCGAAAUUUCAUUCGGAAAAAUAGGAAUUUUCGCCCUCCUAAAAAUAUAAGUUCCCGGAGCCCCUGACUUUACGUUUUGUAGUUACGUUGCUGGCGUGAUCUUGGCGUGAGAAUAGCUUUGGCGCUCCCUACUCUUGAGUUACCGCCGCAAAUUCGUAGGUGAACGUAACACCAGCGGCCGGUGAGAUAGUUGUUCCAUUAUUUCGAAAUAUCGAAUCGAAGUGAAAUUCACUUUGUUGUUGACUUGCUUCGCCGACCGGUAGAAAUGAGUCGUCGCUCUACCGGCAUCUCUUCGCCUCGGGCCGGCAGCGCUGGCGAACGGUCUCGUCUCAGUCCCACGCGUAUAACAAGAGUUCAAGAGAAAGAAGAAUUGCAAAGUUUAAAUGACCGUUUGGCCACUUAUAUAGAUACCGUCCGAAAUCUUGAAAGCGAAAACAAUAGAUUAAGCACACUUAUUCAAACAACCCAAGAAACGACUCAAAAGGCCGUCGUUGAAGUAAAAACUGUUUAUGACAAAGAAUUAACUGAUGUUCGUCAACUGUUGGAUUAUACAGCAAAGGAGAAAGCUAAAUUACAGAUUUCAAAUGAGAAGCUCAAGUCAGAAGUGGAUGAACUGAAAACGAAAUUAUUUAAGAAAGAGAAAGAGCUGACAAAUGCAGAGAAACAAAUCAAAUCAUGUGAUAUUUUGGUUCAAGAUUUGCAAAGAAGAGUGUCAACUUUAACAUCGGAAAACAGAAGAUGUACAAAUCAAUGUAGAGAUUUAGAGAGUACAAUCAAGACAUUGUCUCAACAAGUUUCUUCCUUAAAGAAAGAUUUGGAUGAUGAAACUUUAACUCGUGUGGAUUUCCAAAACAGAUAUCAGAGUUCUAAAGAAGAGUUGGCAUUUAAAGAAUCCGUCCAUCAAAAGGAGAUUAGUGAAACUAAGCACUUGAAAGAGACUGCAAUUUUGGAGUUAAAUUCUAAGUUAACUGAAAGUUAUGAACAGAAGCUUGCAGAUUCUUUAAAAGAAUUACGGGAACAAUAUGAAACUCAGCUGCAUAUUAACAGAGAUGAGAUUGAAGCUUUGUAUGAAUCAAAGAUUGCAGAUCUACAAAAAAAACUUGAUCGCUACACAGAAUCUUCUACAUCUUACAGAGAUGAACUCAGGACUUAUAAGACUAAAGUGGAUAGUCUUAAUUCAAAGAAUGCUAAUUUGGAAUCCACCAAUUCAUCUUUGUUGCACAGAAUCAAAGAUUUAGAAAAGAUGCUUGAACAAGAAAGAGAAUGGCAUAAAGAAGCUUUAAAUUCAAAAGAUGAAGAGCUCAAAAAUCUUCGUUCAGAAAUGGAGCGUCAACUUGUCGAAUAUCGUGAUCUUUUGGACAUUAAAGUAGCCUUAGAUUUAGAAAUAGCUGCUUAUCGAAAGCUACUCGAAGGGGAAGAAAUAAGGCUUAAUAUUAGCCCUACAAACUCACGGGGCAGCAGUCCAUCCCCUCUUCAGCCUAGGUCCAAUCCCAUGAGGGGUGUCAAACGCAGGCGAAUGUUUGCCGAAUCUGAAAAGUCAGAUGUUCAAACAUCGUCUGGUGAUAUUGAAAUUUCUGAUCAUGACGUCAAUGGAAAAUUUGUAAAAAUUCAUAACAAAGGAAAGCAGGAGUUGUCUCUGGGUAGUUGGCAGUUGGUUCAAAAAAGUGAAGGAGCUGAAGUGACGUAUAAAUUUCCAAGAGCAGCUGUCAUUAAACCCAAUACCACCGUCACUGUGUGGAGUUCUGAUAGUGGCACUUCUCCAAGUCCCCCAAAAGAUUUAGUCAUGAAAAAUCAAUCUUGGUGUUUAUCUGAUUCUCUUCUUACAACUCUUGUGAACAGCAGUGGGGAAAGUGUGGCCUCAAGAGAAUCAUCCAAACUGUAUGAAAGCUCAGAAGUUUUUGCUGUGGAUGAAGACUAAGGAAGCUGUUAUGAAUGAUGAGCUUAAUUGUUUUCUACAGAUCCAAUGACGUGCAUUUGAAAGAUGAAAAGCAACCCUGACGAUGAUAAUUACUUUAAGCCUCAAGUUUAUUAUCUUAGUGUGUUACACUGAUAUAAGUAUGUAAAGAACUAUAAGUUUAGUAGUGUACUUUGCAUUUGUUUAAAAUGUUUUAGAAAUUUCUUUAAUUUUAAUGAUUUAAACAAAUACAAGAUUUUUCAGUAUUUUUAAGGAAUUCAGUAAAUUUAGUCCUUAAGUUUUCAGCAAAUAAGUUUUUAUUUCCCCCAUGAAAAUAACUUUAUUUUCUUCAUAAUUUGAGUAGCAUGUGUGUAAAAUAUUUGAAAAUCCAGUAGAAUCUCUUUUUAUUUUAAUGAAUAAAUUAUUCAUAAUCCUAGACAAUUGCAGUGAUCUCAAAAAGUUCUCUAAAUCAACAAUUAAGUGCCUGACUUUUCUUACGAUGAAGAUAUCCUCAGUCCAAGUCCAACGCGGCAAAGGGUUAAAUAAUUUAAUCUUUGCUUCAUUUUAAGGACAAAUUUUGGUAACUAUUUAUUUUAAUUGUUAUCUCUUGAACAGACAUAAAAGAAAAUUAUAAAUAUUAUUCAUUUUUAUUUAACUUAAAAGUUUUUUUUAAAUAUUUUCAGAAAAAGAAAAUAUAUGCUAAUUUUAUUUCAUCUAGCCAUUGCUGAAAGAUUUUUAAAUUAACAAACUAUUUUUAACAAUUCAAAUAAAAAUUUUAAAAAAUAGAUAGAAGCAAACAUACAUCUAAAAUUAUUAUUGACAAAAGUUUAAUAUUCUAAUCUUAUUGUCAUAAUCAAAUUCUUUUAGAAGAAGUAUUAAGAAACUUUAAAAUCAAUUUUUACCAGUCUUAAGAGAGAAAAAAACUGUAAGUGGGCUCUAUCAUGAAAUAUAAAAAUGUAAAACUAGAAAAAUAAAAUUUGAAAUCUUAAAGAAUUUUUAGUUUGAUUUUGAUUACAGCUGGUGAAAUCAAGUGUACUAGACUGUCAUACAGAUAUUAAAUCUAUUUUUUUCUUUUAAGCAGUGAACUACAUUUUUUUUUAACGUUCCACCACUUUACACACAUUUGUUAUAUAUUUGUUCAAAUAUAAUUAUCAUAAAAAAUUCUUAAAAUUAAGUCACAUCGCAAGUAACAAAAAAUAAAUUAAUAUACUUGCAGAAAAUAACUUUUGAACAAACUGCAAUUGUUUCUAAGUUUUGUAAACUUACUAAAUAAAGUUUUUUUGUUAACUUCAGUUGGGCUUAGCAUCAGAUUUGAAACAGAGUUCUUAAAUUUUAUUGAAAAAUACUUCUGUACUAUUUAUCUAAGCAAAGUCUCUGAACCACAAAUCAAAAUCUUAUAAUUCCCUUCAAAUUUAUAUUUGAUAAGCUGAAUAUUUACGUUUGUGAUAACUUCCUAUCUCAUAUCUGUAUUUGAUUAACUGAAUGAUGUCAAUAAUGAAACUAAUUAAGGAGAAACUGAUUUGCAAAUCAAACUUCACUUUAUUAUAAAACACAUUCACUUUAUUACUGAACUUAAAUUAAAAGUAUCGACUUAAAUUAAAAUAAGUAUCAGACAAAAGUGAUUUAAAAAAAAAAUAUUUUUUUUUUGUUGAUCAGCACGUUUAGUGUGAAACACUAUUUUUAGCUUUAGUCUUCAAUCAAUGAGAGCUAUUUUGUAAAAUGUGUUAUGUGUGCUUGUGAUUAAUUGUAACAUUAGUUAUCAUAAAUUAAUGAAAAAAUGAGCAUAACUCAAAAAGUUAUGUUAGAAUUUAAUGAAAGUUGUGCACAUAAUGUAUGAAAUAUCAUAUAAAUUAAUCCAACAAUUACGGUGCGUAGCGCUUCGUGUGUUUUUAAAAAGUGCUUAAAGGUGCUUAUGCUUGUUUUUUAAAAGCCCUUAAAGGUGCUUUCUUUAUUGGGUGUUUUUAAAAAAAGUACUUUAUUUUCCCUUUUCGAAAAUGAGUUUUUCUUUACCUUGUUGUUUUCACCGCGUAUUAUGCGAAAGAGUAGUUUUCACAUUGUUCUGCUCAGGAUUUUCACAAUUCAUUAAAACACAAUGCAUUUCGGAGUACCGUCAGUCUUUAGCCUACGAAAGCGCCAAUCAUUUUACAUGUCUACAUGAAAUACUUGUGAGUCCCCAUGUGAUAUAUACUGAGCUGGGAGAUACUCAUGAUCAUAUAUAGUCUUUUGAAAAUUAUUUGUUAAUGUAUGUAGUGCUCAAAUUUUUUUUAGUGCCUGAAAAGUACUUAAAAGGUGCUUUUUUUUGUUGAAAGAUUUGACUGCUCACCGAAUCAGCAUGUGUAUGAAAUGAAUGUGUCAGGUUCGAAUAGAAAAAGUGCCUUCAGAACGGAGUCUCUCUAGCAACUCUUAUUUGACAUUAUAAGCAAAUUUCAUUCAGAUUUUUUUAAGAGCUAUUUUUGUUAUUUUUCAUUAAUUUAUGAUAAUCAUAUGCUUUUGCUUAUCUGCUGGUUAGAGGGCAGAUUUUAUGGUGCUUUGUUAACAUUACGGGUAUAUAAUGUGAAAAAACUGUUUGUCUUUUGCAGAAAGAGUGUUGUUCCUCAUAUAAUUUAUACAUAUUGUUAAUUUAUCGAAUCUAAUACUAAUACUGUUAGGAUAUAAUUAUUUAUGAAUGUUAUGUAAACACAAGAACAAAAGUUUAAUUCCUGUUCUCUUUUUAAUUUGUUACUCUACUGGUGCAAUGUUUAUUUAAAUUUUUGUUAUGAUGGAAUGUGCAUUAUAUUCAUUGAAUAUUUAUUUCUUGUAUGCUUAAAUAUUGCAUUUUAGUAGCUUUUCAUUUAAGUACAUUGUUUCGAAAAUAAAAUUAAAUUUUGUGAAAUUAAA